AUGGCGCAGGAUAACAAUAACCAGCAGCCCACGACGGCACAACUCGACGAGGUUAAAGCAGCCGUGCGCCAACUCCUGCACCAGCCCGAUUACGACGACGGAUCCGCAGGCCCGGUCCUUGUGCGACUUGCCUGGCACGCAUCAGGCACAUACUGCGCAAAGACCAACACGGGGGGUUCGAACGGCGCCGGGAUGCGCUACGAGAAAGAAGGCGGCGACCCAGCUAACGCCGGCCUCCAGCACGCACGCGCAUUCCUCGAGCCCCUCAAGGCCAAAUUCCCAUGGAUUACAUACGCAGACCUCUGGACGCUCGCCGCCAUCGUGGCGAUCAAAGAGAUGGGCGGGCCGGAAAUCCCCUGGCAAGGCGGCCGCACCGACUUCGCCGACGACAGCAAGAUCCCGCCGCGGGGCCGGCUCCCCGACGGCGCGCAGGGCGCCGAGCACCUGCGCUUUAUCUUCCACCGGAUGGGCUUUACCGACCAAGAGAUCGUCGCGCUGUCCGGCGCGCAUAACCUCGGCCGGUGCCACGGCGACCGCUCGGGGUUCGAGGGCAAGUGGGUCAACAACCCGACACGUUUCUCGAACCAGUACUAUAAGCUGCUGCUUGCCAACGACUGGAAGAAGACGACGCUGCCGAGCGGGGUCACGCAGUUUGUGUACAUCGAGGAGGACGACGAGAGCGCCGCGACGGAGGAUGGCGAGAAGACGAAGGAGGAGGGUCUGAUGAUGUUGCCGACGGAUAUAGCGCUGUUGUCGGACCCGGCGUUUCGCCCGUGGGUUGAGAAGUACGCGGCGGAUAAGGACUUGUUCUUCGAGCACUUCGCUGCCGUGUUUGCUAAGUUGCUCGAGCUGGGCAUCAAGCGGGAUGCCAGCGGCAAGGUCAUCAACGAGGAGAAUGCUGAGGAGGGGUAUAAGAGCGCGCCGAAGAAGAGCGAUACGGCUACGGCGCCGGGAGAUCAGAGUUCGGGCCAGGUUGGCCAUGAGGCGCGUCCGUUGAAGGAGGAUAAUGAGAAGGCUCGUAAGAGGAGGGAGGGCGCGAAGUUAUAG
Messenger RNA from Daldinia childiae, 1047 nucleotides. RefSeq names its product putative heme-binding peroxidase. Gene Ontology annotation, biological process: response to reactive oxygen species; cellular response to oxidative stress; hydrogen peroxide catabolic process. Bases 1 to 1047 code for a protein of 348 amino acids. Gene Ontology annotation, molecular function: heme binding; peroxidase activity. NCBI's taxonomy places the organism in Eukaryota, Fungi, Ascomycota, Sordariomycetes, Xylariales, Hypoxylaceae. The transcript has a single exon. The record is from RefSeq and is a predicted model, not a curated record.